AUGAAACUGAGCAACCAAACUCAGCUUUCAGAAUUUCUUCUCCAGGGAUUCUCAGAAGACCCGACACUGCAGCCUAUUAUAUUUGGGUUGUUCCUCUCCAUGUAUGUGAUCUGUGUGAUUGGGAACCUGCUCAUCAUCCUGGCCAUCCUCUCAGACCCACACCUCCACACACCCAUGUACUUCUUUCUUGCCAACCUAUCCUUCUCUGAUAUCUGCUUCACCUCCACCACCGUCCCCAAGAUGCUGGUGAACAUCCAGACACAGAGCCAAGCCAUCAGCUAUGAAGGCUGCCUCACACAGAUGUUCUUCUUCAUAAUCUUUUCAGCAUUAGAUGAUUUUCUCCUGGGUGUGAUGGCUUAUGACCGAUUUGUGGCCAUCUGUCACCCCCUGCACUACACGAUCAUCAUGAAUCCCCAAGUCUGUGUGAAGCUCAUUCUAUUGUGCUGGACCAUCACUGUCAUGUAUGGCUUAUUAAACAGCUUACUGGUGCUGAGACUGAGCUUCUGCACACACCCGGAAAUCCCACAUUUCUUCUGUGAGUUGAAUCAGGUGGUCCACAGUGCCUGUUCUGACACCUUUCUCAAUGACCUCAUAAUGUACUUUGCAGCUGUGCUUUUAGGGGGUGGUCCCCUGGCAGGGAUCCUGUACUCUUACUCUAAGAUCGCCUCCUCCAUCCAUGCCAUCUCAUCAAAUCAGGGCAAGUAUAAAGCCUUUUCUACCUGUGCCUCUCAUCUCUUGACCAUCUCUCUGUUUUACGGUACAAUCAUAGGUGUGUACCUCAGUGCCAGCGCUGCCCCAAGUUCAGCCUCAAUUGCAGCAGCCUCUGUGAUGUACACAGUAGUCACCCCCAUGCUGAACCCCUUCAUCUACAGCCUGAGGAACACAGAUAUGAAGAAGGCUUUGAAAAGACUCUUGUUCCAUAAAUGA
Messenger RNA from Ochotona princeps (American pika), 927 nucleotides. RefSeq names its product olfactory receptor 7A5-like. Gene Ontology annotation, cellular component: membrane. The transcript has a single exon. Gene Ontology annotation, biological process: G protein-coupled receptor signaling pathway. NCBI's taxonomy places the organism in Eukaryota, Metazoa, Chordata, Mammalia, Lagomorpha, Ochotonidae. Gene Ontology annotation, molecular function: G protein-coupled receptor activity; olfactory receptor activity. The record is from RefSeq and is a predicted model, not a curated record. The coding region runs from base 1 to 927 and encodes 308 amino acids.